Mastomys coucha (southern multimammate mouse) is the source of this 4129-nucleotide messenger RNA. RefSeq names its product chloride intracellular channel 4 (gene Clic4). NCBI's taxonomy places the organism in Eukaryota, Metazoa, Chordata, Mammalia, Rodentia, Muridae. The transcript is spliced from 6 exons. Bases 205 to 966 code for a protein of 253 amino acids. The record is from RefSeq and is a predicted model, not a curated record.
CCGCCCAGCGGUUUGAAGCGGCUGGGACCGCAACCCCCUCCGAGUCGCGCGCGAGGCGUGGGGCGGUGCUGAGGAUCUGAGGCCACGGGCAGCUAGACGCCAGGACUGUCCAGCGAGUGAGCGAGGAGCGGCGGGAACCCGCAGCCACAGCAGCCCCGGAGCCGCAGCCGCAGCCGCCGUCCGCGGAGCCCAGCCCAACCGGCCAUGGCGCUGUCGAUGCCCCUGAACGGGCUGAAGGAGGAGGACAAAGAGCCCCUCAUCGAGCUCUUCGUCAAGGCCGGCAGCGACGGCGAAAGCAUCGGAAACUGCCCCUUUUCACAGAGGCUCUUCAUGAUCCUUUGGCUCAAAGGUGUUGUGUUCAGUGUCACAACCGUUGACCUUAAAAGGAAGCCUGCAGAUCUGCAGAACUUGGCUCCUGGGACCCACCCACCGUUUAUAACCUUCAACAGCGAAGUCAAAACGGAUGUCAAUAAGAUUGAGGAAUUUCUUGAAGAAGUCUUGUGCCCGCCCAAGUACUUAAAGCUCUCACCAAAGCACCCAGAGUCAAACACUGCUGGAAUGGACAUCUUUGCCAAAUUCUCUGCUUACAUCAAGAACUCAAGACCAGAGGCUAAUGAAGCGCUGGAGAGGGGGCUCUUGAAAACGCUGCAGAAGCUGGAUGAGUAUCUGAAUUCUCCCCUCCCCGACGAAAUCGACGAGAACAGUAUGGAGGACAUCAAAUUUUCCACACGUAGGUUUCUGGACGGCGAUGAGAUGACAUUAGCAGACUGCAACCUGCUGCCCAAGCUCCACAUUGUCAAGGUGGUGGCCAAAAAAUACCGCAACUUCGAUAUUCCUAAGGGCAUGACAGGCAUCUGGAGAUACCUGACAAACGCCUACAGCAGAGAUGAGUUCACCAACACCUGUCCCAGCGACAAGGAGGUGGAAAUCGCGUACAGCGAUGUCGCCAAGAGACUUACCAAGUAGACAACACUUUUGAGAGAGAUGCCUUCAGAUUCCCCCAAGAAUACGCUUUCCUAACAGACUGCUCCGCCUCCUCUAAAGUAGAAGUGUAUUUUGCAUGAACACACAGUUACUCAAGACUAGGAAUAAGGGUAGACAAAGUAGGCCUCUCCAGUACACACUCCCAAGCAGUAUUAUGCUAAAUUCCUCUGCCCUGCCCUGCCCUGCCCUGCCCUGCCCUGCCCUGCCCUGCCCUGCCCAUCUGCUGCCCUCCAGUUUGGAGGUACUUCACCACAAGCGUGUCACCCAAGAGGCAGUUUGCUGUCACUCUGGAGCCCCAAGCAUCACGUCCAUUCACUGUGUAGAUGGCAGAACCUGAGGGGCAGUGUUCAGCCAUUAGACAAGUAGCCGCGCCAUCAUUGGACCCCACACUGCUGUGUGCAUGGUGCAGGGGGACUAUUUAUGUUCUGGAGAAGUUGUAAUAUUGAGUGAGGUGUCUGGAAGGAUUACUACUCUGUCAGACAUGCUGUUUCAGUGUAGCCUGUUGUGGAAUGCCUGAGGAGACUGCUUCUGUAAGACGCUGGUUUCUUGGUAGACACUUAAUUUUGCCUAAAAUGUGUCGUUUGUAUAAAUUGUAACAUCCGCAACUACAUAAACAGUGAAGGACUGACUAAGGGUUAGGAAGACCUUUUCAAAAUGACCAGAGAAGACUGGGUGGGGUCUCUGUGUGCCUUACCUGCUAUGAGGGAAUCACCCAGGGCCACCCAUGCAUCUAAGGUAUUGCUCCCUUCAUUUGUCACAGACUUUCUUUUCUCUUUUUGUGGUGCCUGGGAUGGAACCCAGGGCUUCGUGUAGGCCUGGCAAGGCUCUGCCCCUGAGCUGCACCAUGCCCUGCCUCCCUCUGAGUGAAAAGCUCCUUUCUUGGGUGACCAUCUAUCUUCCUGACUUUGAGCAACAAAGACUAGCAUGUGAGCCACUCAGAAGUAGGAGGCUCAGGGGGAAUUUGCUGAAAUGUUACACUUUACUCUGGAGAUGGGGUGAAGAAUGUGUCCUGGGCCAUCUUAAACUCCCGUGAAGCUCAGGCCACGUGUUCCUGUCCCAUCUCCAUUUGCAUCAGACCAGGUGAGAGUUCCUUCACUUCUCUUGGGAUAAAUUGUAGUUGUCACAGUGAAUGUAUUUCCACAGUUUUGCCCAAUGUCAGUCACUGCACAGAAGGCUAGCCCUCUGUGGUUUUCUUACCGUUUGUUUUGAGACAGGAUAUUACUCCGAAGUCCUGGUUGGCCUGGAACCUGAUGGGUAGACCAAGCUGACUCCAAGCUCGUGGCAGCCCUCCUGCAUUUGCCUCCUGAGUGCCAGCUAGGAUUACGGCCUUCACCACCAUGUCUGGCUUGUUUUCUCAUUUUUAAAAACAUAGCUAAAAGUUGUUUGCCAUCUAACAAAGGAGAAGGAGCUUUGUAAAAACAGGCCCCUCCCACCCAGACAAAAUGGCUUCUCAGAGGCACUCCAGAGCCUGCUUGUGACUCUGUGUACUUGGCUACAUUUUUUUGGUCAUUUUUUUUUUUUUAACAUGUUCAAGAAAUGCUCUUUCUCACUCCCCAGUUCACUGCUUUAAGGCGGCCGUGCUUUCCCCUAUGGUGUGCUGACACUUAAUAAAUGCCAGCUUUAUGGAAGCAUUCCGACUCAUAGCAGCUUCCUUUUAAAACUUACUAAGAAUUUGCUUAGCACGGGGGACAGGGAAAGCUUGGCAGUGGUCCCUGUGGCUCAGGAAGAUGCCGCGGCCUCCGGUUUCACCCUUAUUGAUCAUCAGGGUGUGAGCACCCUGCCCCAUGCAAACUGGGGGGUGGUCUGUCUGGUUCCAAAGGGGGGGCACCAUCUCUUCUCCUCUGAAAAAUGACCCUGCAGUGUCUCUGUGGGUGGAAGUGUCCCAACUUUGCUUAAUGAUGACUUGGCCAUGGGUGGGGUUGAGUCUUGAAGAUUCCAGAGAAGAGGUGCCUGUUCUUUCUAUGAGAGGGCCAAGUGAGGGCUCCUGGGUAAGAGCUGCGCUCCUCCAGCAGGGUGUGCAGACGGGCUUUAGUGGGUGUGAGGUGCCCACGCCUGGGUGUUUAUUCUCUGUGGCUUCCUAAAAUUGCCUCUUGGUUGCCCCUGCCGUCUCUGGAUAUCCAAGGAAAGUCGGUCUAGGUUUUGGCAAAGGCAGAAUGGGUUUCCUUUAUAGAGACACAGUUUUGUAUUGAGAAGGUCAAACAGAUUUGAGAUUGGCAGAUGGACAGAGACUUUAAAAAGGAAGAGCCCGCAGCCGGCCCUCUGCACUUGGUGUGUACCAGGAUCAUGGCGGCUUACAGUCUUGAGCUGUGAGCUGUGAGUGUUUCUACUCCGCUGGUGCAGGGCGUGGCCACACGAGUGGCUCCUCCCUCUGCUCCUGCUUAGCUUCCGUCUUGGAGAAGGGAUUCUGAGUGGGGUCUGCCCAUUUUCCAGUGGAUGCUAAGAAACUAUCAGACAGUGGGAGGGAAGCCUGACUGUUUUAAGUACCGUCACUUCCUUUUGAUUUAGAUAUAGACUUUGAAUACAAUGCAAUUUCCGCAGUAACAUUAGCUUCCAUAGCAGUUUAUACCAUUCAGAGGUUCUGACUGGUUUGUACACUAGGCUGGUCAGCUCUAGAAUUUAGGCAUUUAUACUUUUCCUGAGUUAUGUUUCCAGAACCUCCUCAGAGUUGCAUGUAGAUAGCAUUUAUUUCUGCAUAUUUAAAAAAAAAUCUAGGAAAUAUCUAUAAAGAAAAAAUGAGAAGUAGAAAUUAUUUUUUUCACGAAGAUUUUGGUCCACACCUCAUUAAGUUGUAAUGGAUUCUUCAGUUUCUUGAGCUGGCAAUACUCAACAUUUGGUUCAGAGAGAGAGAGAGAGGGAGAGCAAGAGAGCGUUUGUUAGUGAAACUCACUCUCUUCUAAAAGUUUAUUAUAUCAAAGUGGGGGAAACUAAAAUUAUUUUAUCAAGGAAAGAAUAUUAAGUCCCAAGCCAUAAAAGUUUAGCUCCCAAGCCAUAAUGCCGAGCAGCUUUGGGGUAUUUUCUAGAAUUCCUUGGGUAGGAAUGAAAGCUCAUCAUAAAAUGCUUGCAUUUUCUUCUCUCUGGAACAUCAACACCAGUAUAUUGCUGGCAGCUAUUGUAUUAAAAAAAUAAAUAUAUUUUCACUAUCAAA